CAUCUCUUCUUCUUUUCUUCAUCUCUCGUCUAUUCCCACCGCGCGCAUCUGCUCCUCUGCCGCGCAGCCACUCUCCCACUCUCUCCCGCGAACGCUCCUCUCCCACGUCUAAAACAACAUGGUCCACCCCAACUUCAAGCUCGCCGAGCCCUCCCUGCUCAUCACCAAGGGCUGGAUCAACGACGAGCAGGUCUCCGCGGCGUCGGGCAAGACGUUUGACGUCAUCGACCCCGCCAAUGGCGAUAUCUGGACCUCGGCGCCGGCCAUGGACGACUCCGACACGGACAAGGCCAUCGCCGCAGCCACCGAGGCAUUCAAGUCGUUCAAGGACGUGACGGCGCGCCAGCGCGCCCGCAUGAUCCUCAAGCUCGACGAGCUCGUGCGCCAGCACAAGGAGGACCUCGCGCAGCUGCUCGUAAUGGAGUCGGGCAAGGCGCUCGUCGAGGCGCGCGCCGAGGUCGACUACGCGACUACCUACUCGUGGCUCAUGGCCGGCGAGGCUGAGCGUAUCCAGGGCGAGGCGAUCAAGGCCAACGACAACCCCACCUUGCGCUUUUUCACGCAGAAGGUGCCCAUCGGCCCAGUCGCCCUUCUCUGCCCAUGGAACUUUCCCCUCGUCAUCGUGCUGCGCAAGAUGGCGACGGCACUCGCGGCCGGAUGCACGAUGGUGAUCAAGCCGUCGCCUGAGACGCCGACGACGACGCUGGCACUUGCGCUUCUCGCCCAGAAGGCCGGCAUUCCCAAGGGUGUCAUCAACGUAGUCACGGCCUCGAACGAGACGACCCCCGCCGUUGGCAAGAAGCUGUGCGAGGACAAGCGCAUCAAGAAGGUAUCAUUCACAGGCUCGACGGCAAUCGGCAAGCUGCUCAUGGCGCAGUGCGCGCCGUCGCUAAAGAAGAUGACGCUGGAGCUGGGCGGCAACGGCGGGUGGGUGGUCUUCGACGACGCCGAGCUCGACAAGGCCGCGGACGCGCUCAUGGCCAACAAGCUGCGGCACGCAGGGCAGGUGUGCGUGUGCGCGAACCGCGUCUUUGUGCAGAAGGGUGUGUUCGACAAGUUCGCCGCGCUCGUCGAGGAGCGCAUGCGCAAGCUCAAGUUCGGGCACGGCCUCGAUGCGGACUCGACCAACGGGCCCGUCACGACGGAGCGCGGCGCCGCGCGCGCCGUCACCCUCGUCGAGGACGCGGUCAAGCACGGCGGCAAGCUCGUUAUGGGCGGCAGCCGCUUCGGCACUGGGUACCUGUUCGAGCCGACGCUUGUGCUCGGCGCCAGCCGCGACGCACAGGUGUACCGCGAGGAGAUGUUUGCGCCGAUCGUGUCGCUUUAUCCCUUCGAGAGCGAGGACGAGGUCGUCGAGCUGUGUAACGCGACGGACAUGGGUCUUUCCAAUUAUGUUUGGACGCAGAACAUUAGCCGCGCGUGGCGCUGCUACGACCGUCUCGAGAGCGGGACUAUCGCUAUUAACACGGCAAACGCCAACACCGCCGAGAGCCCGUUCGGGGGCAUCAAGGAGUCCGGGAUUGGCAAGGAGGGCGGCCUGCACCACGGCGUGGACGAGUUCUGCGUCAUCAAGGUUGCGGCUAUGACUGUGUGAGGGGGCGACCACGGUGUGAGGUGGGCAAGUGUGGGAGCGAGCAAGUAGAAUGGUAUGAAGUGGCUGCGGCAUCGAUACGGGUGUGGUGGAGAGCCAGCCGCAGGGAGUUGCUUGGGCAGCCGCUUGGGCAGGAGGGCGGGUCAGACGCAACGUACACUGUCGGCGACGGGAGCUGGGCGCACUACUCUCCGCUGAAAGUGUCAGUCGCAGUCGACGGCUUCACCAUCAGCGGCGGUGCGGUGGGUACAGAUGGC
This is a messenger RNA of Cutaneotrichosporon oleaginosum, 1848 nucleotides long. RefSeq lists its product as uncharacterized. The record is from RefSeq and is a predicted model, not a curated record. NCBI's taxonomy places the organism in Eukaryota, Fungi, Basidiomycota, Tremellomycetes, Trichosporonales, Trichosporonaceae. Gene Ontology annotation, molecular function: succinate-semialdehyde dehydrogenase (NAD+) activity. Gene Ontology annotation, cellular component: cytoplasm. Gene Ontology annotation, biological process: GABA catabolic process.